AUGGAGCAGUACCAUUUCGUGGUGAACGAGGGCUCCGAGGCUCACCUCACGGGAUACAUCGUUUGCGACGGGCUGAAGAUGGGAAGCAGCAAGUGGGUGCAGGCUGGGUGGGCAGCUAUGACGAUCAACGGAGAAGGUGCGCCAACUAUCCAGCUCUGGGGCCCAUUGUCGUGCCAAUACAGUGUACAGAAGACCGUGAAGCGAGCGGAGAUGUGGGCCUUCCUCAAGGUUUUGGAGGUGGUGAUGCCACCAUGCAGGAUCCACACCGAUCACCAGGGGAUUAUCGACGGUCUGGCUCGAGGUGCUCGUUGGUGUCUUUCCUGGAAGCGGCCACACGCGGACUUGUGGCGUAGGAUAUGGCACAAGGUGGUCGAAGUUGGUUUGGACCGAAGCUGCGUGGGGCACGUCACGGCGCACCGUUCGAAGGCCACGAUCAACAGGCUCGAGGAGGGCCAGCAAGCCAUCGCUAGGGGUAACGCUGCCGUGGACCUCCUGGCGAAGUGCGGUGCCGAGGACGACUACGGUUACGGCAGGCAGGAGGUGCUCGAUAAGCUCGGGGAGAAGAUCAAGUGGGCCAUCCAGAACGUCGGGUGGUGGCACCAGCAGCUGAACGGAGAGUGGCCUGAUGUCCCCCCACGGCCGCCUGGGCCCAGGCGCAGGCGGCAGCAGCAGCCACACAUCCAGCUGACGAAGCACGAGGUGGUGCAGCGUGGGCAGUGGCAGGUGUGUACGCGGUGUGGGAGGCGUGCAGCCACGGCACGCAUGAGGAAGAAGUUGUGGGAGGCGGAGUGCCGCCCACCUCCGUGGCGCAUGGUAGACGAGGUGUACGAGACAGCUGGCGCGGGCUCGCUCGAGGAGAGCGAGGUGCUGCUGAAUUUGCAGAGCCUGGUGGGGCUUCCCAGCUGGCAGCUGGGGGUGAACUUCCGCAACCGGGGCGACCACUUCCAGAUGUACUGGAACCAGUACAGCGAGGGCGAGGUGGUGGUCUACGGCGAGGCGGUGGAGUGCGACCUUGAGGAGGGCCACGUCUGGGAGCACUGGUACCAGUGCGGCGUGGACUGA
Prorocentrum cordatum is the source of this 1062-nucleotide messenger RNA. NCBI's taxonomy places the organism in Eukaryota, Dinophyceae, Prorocentrales, Prorocentraceae. The record is from the annotation of a GenBank genome assembly.